Rosa chinensis is the source of this 1227-nucleotide messenger RNA. RefSeq names its product F-box/kelch-repeat protein At3g06240. Gene Ontology annotation, molecular function: protein binding. The transcript has a single exon. Lineage: Eukaryota; Viridiplantae; Streptophyta; Magnoliopsida; Rosales; Rosaceae. Bases 1 to 1227 code for a protein of 408 amino acids. The record is from RefSeq and is a predicted model, not a curated record.
AUGUCGAGCUGCUUCGAUCUCCCCGAAGAUAUUGUAGUCAAGAUUCUGUGCCGGUUGCCGGUCAAAUCUUUGAUCCGGUUCACUUGUGUCUCGAAGCGGUGGUGUUCUAUCACUUCUAUGAUCAUUUCUGAUCCUAAAUUUGGAAAAUCUCACUUCCAACUUGCUUCUCAGCAGAGAGCUCUCCGUAGAAAAGUCCUCCUCACCUCCUACCCUACAGUCAGAGAGCCAGGUCCGAGGCCCAAUGCUUGUUACGAUCCCAAUUCGAAGUUACCCCCUCGAUUUCAAUCUUUAGAGGAUAAGUAUUUAGUCAAGAAUUUCACAUUCCCAUCCAAGAAGAAUGCUUAUACGGAAGAAAUGGGCUCCUGCAAUGGUUUGGUACUUGUAGGCAAUCCUUGUUUCGGUGGCUACGAAAACUUGUCUAUCUGGAACCUAUCCACUGGAUUCUUCCGCAAGAUACCCAGUCCAAGUGUCCGCGAGAAGCUAAUAAAAUCAGCAACAGAUCAAGCGUACCGGUACUUCAUAAAUUUUGGUUUUGGUCAUGAGUUGGCCAGUGACGACUACAAACUUGUUUUCAUAUUAUGCGCCCUCGGUCAGCUGGUGGAAGUCCAUAUCUUCUCUAUGAGAGCUAACAUUUGGAAAGCUAUUACAGCUCCUCACUUGUCAAGAGCGGACUGGGACAGUGGACAGGGCACUUUUUCAAAUGGAGCAAUUCACAGGGUCGUUCACUGCAGAAGUGAGAGUUCUGACCCAGUUAUCUAUGCUUUUGACUUGGCAGAGGAGGAGUUUCGGCAAGUGCCAUUGCCGCCUGUUUUGUGGCAAAAUGAAGAAGACAGGAAUCCGACCGAGAUAACAACUCUGGUUCAUUUAGGUGGAUACCUCUGCAUAUGGUCUCGGAAGCGUUAUAAUCCCGACAAAGGUGAAGUUUGGGCGAUGACAGAGUAUGGGGUGCCUGAAUCUUGGGUUAAACUCUUUAAUUUUAGAGUACCAGAUUUACCAGAUGUCUUUGCUUCAUUAUACAGUACAUGGGAUCUGUGUUUCAUUACAGAAAGCGGUACAAUGGUGAUAAGCCUGAGUAAGGAGUUGUUUUGGAUUGAAUGCCAUAAUGAUGAAAAGCCGAUCUGCAGCGGACGGUAUAGGCUUGAGGAGGUUCACCCUGAGGUGCCGGGGUGUGUAUUUCAUUUUCAUGCGACCGCUUAUGAUGAAACUUUACUUUCUGUAGCUGAAUGA